AUGAAGGAUAGAGGCCAUAGAUGCAAAGGGGUUCUUGCAUUGUGGAGAAAGAUUUGCAGGAAAGGAAUGAGAGGGCUAUGUGGUGAGGCAAAGGUUGGGGGGGACAUGACUGCAGAAUUCCAGACAGACAUAUGUCAGGUUGAUGUUGACAUGGAAUUCUGGGAUGAUGACUGGUGGGAGCUCCAAAGGUUUGACAGACAUGGAACUCUGAUAGGGGUCGACUUUGGUAAUGGCAGAAUUUUGGUGUUGGCAUCCCUAUUUCAGCCUCAGGGAGUAUACCACUCCCUACACCUCCUAUGGUCUUUGAAUGCUGACUGUCCUUGGUCAGAGGUCAUUGAGUUGCAACAGAAGGGCAGCAGAGAUCCAGCAGGUGAUGUAAACAAAGAUGGCUUGUGUUUGGCCAUGCACCUUGUAUUCUCACUUCCUUUGCCAACUACCAUGCAAGCUUACUCCAUCAAUGACAUGUGUCCCAUGUUCAGCAUGAGGGACCAGGCAACCACAGUGCUCACUGCAGCUCUAGGGCAUGUCUGGGACCUGAUCAAGGUGGUGCCACAGCCAGAGGAGAGUUUGGGGACCAUCUAUGCAUGGGUGGAGGACUGGGACAAGACAUGGGCCAGUAUUCACUCAUGGUGGAGAUAUGUCAAUGACAAUGGAAUUUCUAUACUGAAGGUUCAUGACAAGUGCAUGUGCAACUACACUGAGGAAUCUGCAAUGUGCCAAAACCUUCUAGUCCUGGGUGCCAUUGCCAUUGCUGACCUCCAGUGCCCAGUGGAGCAGAGAUGGAUCCACAUUGAUGACAUCUUUGAAGACUACCAGGAGAGGGUAGAAUUGAGGGUGCAGCUUGAGGCAGAGAGGUUGACAAGAGAACCUUCUAUGCACAUGCACAGACAGGCAGCAAUGGUGAUAGGUGAAGGUCAAGGCUGCAUGCCCAGUGACACUGGAGCAGGGGAGUCUUCAAGGGAGACUGGAGGACAAGUGAGGCAACAGAUGGAUAGUACAGGCAAGGGGAAGGGUAAGGAAAAGGCCACAGAUGAAGUUGACAAGCUGGAGAAUGAUGAAGGCAACUGCCCACCUAACCCAGACCCAUUGAAACUGGCACUCCAGCACCUGAAGCCAACCUUCCAUGUAGGGAGCAGGCCAAGUGGAAGUGCAGCUGGUCACUCAGAGUGGGUAGGAAGCACAAGAACACUGGUAGUGGAGAGACAGCUGCUGGGCCAUUGCACAAACAGACCAACAACCCCUGCACCUCAACCUCACCCUGAGCCAACUCCACCACCUAUGGACAAUCUUGGAGACCUUGGCAAUGGUGGACUCUUUGGCAGACUGACUGGAUUAUUGGACAAUCCACCCACACCCAAUGUCAGUGUGCAGGACCUGUCCAAAGUUCCCCCAGUUGAAGAAACUCUGCUGGUCACAAACCUGAGCAAAUUGACUACGCACAAGGCUCUUGCUGAGGUGGAUAACAAGGAGUUUGAGUUGACCCAGAUCCACCAGAUGUUGGGGCUGUUGAUUGGCACAGUUCAGGGGCGACAUGAGGAGCUGAAGAGGUUGAAGGAUCAGCUCAAAGAUAUGUAG
This is a messenger RNA of Pisolithus orientalis, 1575 nucleotides long. RefSeq lists its product as uncharacterized. The transcript is spliced from 12 exons. The record is from RefSeq and is a predicted model, not a curated record. NCBI's taxonomy places the organism in Eukaryota, Fungi, Basidiomycota, Agaricomycetes, Boletales, Pisolithaceae. Bases 1 to 1575 code for a protein of 524 amino acids.